This is a messenger RNA of Toxoplasma gondii ME49, 5285 nucleotides long. Its product is annotated as HEAT repeat-containing protein. The record is from RefSeq and is a predicted model, not a curated record. NCBI's taxonomy places the organism in Eukaryota, Apicomplexa, Conoidasida, Eucoccidiorida, Sarcocystidae. Gene Ontology annotation, molecular function: nuclear import signal receptor activity; small GTPase binding. The transcript has 13 exons. Gene Ontology annotation, biological process: protein import into nucleus. Gene Ontology annotation, cellular component: cytoplasm; nucleus. The coding region runs from base 796 to 4512 and encodes 1238 amino acids.
CUUUCGCCUUUCCCUGUCUCUCUUUUAUUUCGGCCUCGACUUCGCGUGUCUCCCUGUCUCUCUCCUCCCCAGCUCCGCGAAAGUCGGCGUGGGAGUUCCACCGCGUUUUCGAGCUUCUUUUCGUCCCGUCUUGUUCACGCUUUGUUUUUUUCCCGCCUCUCGCUCAGACGUAUCGCUGAGUCUCAGAUGAACUGAGAAGAGGCGAACAAAUCUGUUUCCCGCAGCUCUGGCGACCCUCCCCGUCAGCUGCUCUCGUCGAAAACAGCUCUCAACUCGUCCCAGUUCCCUUUUUCCGUCGCGCGCCCGUCGAGCUUUCUUCUCCUUCUCCUCCCGCCGUUGCCCCCGAGCAGAAGAGCGUCCAUAAUAACGAAGUUCUUUUUCCUCGUGUGUCUCUUCGCGCUUCUCCAGUCUCGCUUGCCUUCGUCUCCCGUCGGGAACACGCGCCGGCCUCUCUCCUUCAGCUGCCGCCCGCGCUCGCUCCCUUCUCCAGCGUCUUGUUUCCCCGUUUUCUCUCCCCCAUCCUCUCCGCGGGGUCUCUGCUCAAACUGACUGGCUUUCUCUUUUUUCCUUCCCGCGCUCUCACGUUCUCUCCUCGUCCUCCGCCUCCUUCGUCACUGGCCCUCGCGUCGUCUGCCCCCCACCGCAGUUCUUCUCCUCUCCGUUCUCUCCGUUCCCCUCCGUUUUCCUCCCGGAGUUCCCUCUGGCCUCCUUUCGGCUUCUCGCUUGCCUGCGUCUCCUGCGCUCCUCCGGCAACAAAAGCUGCUUCGCUGCACUCGCCUUUUGCCCUUGUUCAAGAUGGAUCUGGAGGCGUUCGUGUCUCUGCUGCGCGCGGUGAUCUCUCCAGAUCCCGCCCUGCGGAAGGAAGCUGAGAGGCAGAUCAAGGAGGGGAAGGAGAAGCAGCCUGCCGCACUGGUGUCCCUCGUUCUACAGACUGUUCAGACCCACAGCGACGACGAAGUCCGCCUGCAAGCCGCCGUGCUCUUCCGGAGCUUCUUCCGCGGCGUCAUCGACAGCGAGGGCCAUGUCUGGAGACAGCUGGGCGACGCGGAGCGCACGCAGGUCAAACAGAUUCUGCUUCACUGUCUCGACACCGAGAAGAACAAGCUCGUCCGGAACAACAUCUGCGACACGAUCAGCGACCUCGCCUCCGACCUCAUCCCCGUCGACCAGUGGAACGACCUGGGCCAGGUUCUCCUCGCCAUGAUUCAGAGUGGAGUGCCUGUCAAGCAACAGACCGGCCUCAAAAUCCUCUCAGAAAUCGCGCCUGUCCUCACUGAACAACUCGCCGCAGCCGCCCCCCUCGUCUGCAGAAUCAUCUCCGCAUGCAUGGCUAGCGGACAGGACGUCAACACCAGAGUCGAGGCGUUUGCUCUCCUCGUCGCCGUGGUCGAGGACAUGAACAAGCGAGUCUAUAAAAAGUUCCUUCCGGACGCCAAAACGCGUGCGGCACCUGAGUGCCCGUCUGUACAGCUGCUCGUCAUCGAUACACUCGAAGCAACUUUGCGCGCAGGAGCGGAAGACGAUUACGCUCUCGCGGAGAGAAUGAUGGUUUCGGUGAUUCAGCUGUGCGAAGCGGAGCAGGGCGGCGGCGUGUCUCUCCUGCGUCCGCACCUCUCGCAGUUUUGCGACUACCUCUUGGCAAUUUCUUUGAUUGGCCAGGGCCAGCGCGAGGCGGCGGAGGCCGCCGCCGCCGCGGGAACAGCCGCGGCCGCCGCGGCGCAGGCCGCUGCGGCCUCGUUGGGCUCCACAGGCGCGUUGGGCGCGGAUCAGGGCGCGUGCGUAGCGGCGACCGCGUGUGCGACGAAGACGAACGACGAGGAGACUCCUGAGGGCCUGCAGAACUGUCGGAAGUACGCCAUCGAGGCCUUGCUUUGCUGCGUCGAACAAAAAAGCCAAGUGAUGUUGCGAGUGCCGAACUUCCUCAACCGCCUCCUGGAGGCCCUCCUCAUGUGCAUGCUCGACAUCCGCGACAGCUCCUACGCCAAGUGGCUGGAGGAGGGCGAAGAAGAAGACGAGCAGCGCUUCUUCGACGUCGGCGAAGAGGGUCUGGACCGCAUCUGUCGGGCGUACAGUUCGGACGAGGACCUCGCGGUCGGCAGUCGAACGCAGGCGGCGUCGAUUCUGCUGCCGGCGCUCUUCAACUACGUCACAACUUUUCUGCAGCGUCCAGAGUGGGAAUACCGCUUUGUGGCGCUCAUGGCGAUCUCCCAGACCAUCGAGUACGUACAGGAAGACCAAGAAGAGGAGCUGGACUACAUUGCCAAGACCCUCAUGAGGUACCUCGGCGACGGCGACUUCCGUGUGCGCUUCGCCGCUGCACAAGCGAUCGGACAAAUGAGUCUCGACCAGACGCCCUACGUGCAGGAACAAUUUGCGAGUGAAAUGCUCCCUCUCCUCAUCGCGCGAAUGGACGACGAGGUCCCUCGCGUUCAGGGUCACGCAUGCGCGGCGUUUGUGAACUUCUCUGAGGAAGUCGAAAAGGCCGAGAUGCUCAAGGUCGCGAGUCAAGUGAUGGAAAAACUCCUGACAAAGAUUCGCCCGGGAACUCCCAAGACGGUUCGCGAGCAUGCAGUCACCUGCAUCGCGGUCGUCGCGGGCGUACUGGAGGAGAGCUUCGUACCCUACUACUCCGCGGUUGUUCCUUCUCUCCUCGACGUCAUCACCAAUAGCACAGCUCUCGAGCUCCGUUCUCUUCGAGGGAAAGCCAUCGAAUGCAUCUCCAUUGUCGGCCUCAGCGUCAGUCGGGAGCAGUUUGCGGAGGACGGGAAGGUGGCGAUGGAGGCGAUGCUGCAAAUCGCAGAGAGCACCGCGACGUGUGAAGACACAAAGACCAGCAGCUGCUGCUCGCAAGCUACGCAGCACAGAUGCAUGGACGAGGAAGGCGACGCAGUCCGCGAGUACCUCACCGAAGCUCUCGGUCGCAUGUGCAGAGCGAUGGGUGCCGACUUUCUGGUCUACCUGCCCCGAAUUCUCCCGCGCCUUCUGGAAGUCCUCACCGUCAAACCCAAGGAAUUGAAGGCCGAAGAAGCUGAAGAUGAUGAGGACAUGACCUACGUGAUUUUGGAUUCGAACACUUCGCUGGGUUUGAAGACCUCUCUGUUGGAGGAGCAGAGUCGCGCGCUGGAUCUGCUGUGCACAAUCACGACGGUGCUGCAGGAUCCGUUGACAUCCGCGUCGCUGUCGACAGCGCAGUUUGCCUCAGGUUCGUUUCUGCAGCCACUGGCGGAAGCGGUGUUCCCUCUCCUCACGCAUCUGCUCUCGGAAGACAUAAAGCAGAAGGCGCUGGAGACGAUGGCCUCCCUGAUUGGCACAUGCAAGCAGCUGGUCCUUCAGUACGCGCGCCGCGCCGCGCAGGCGCAGGGCGAAGGACAGCCGCAGGUGGAGGAGGAGGCGCGCAGAAGCGGCGCAAGUGUGAAGGAGAUGCUGCGCGCCAUGACUCUCCGGACUUGCGGAGAGGUUUUCAAGUCGCUCCAAGAUGAAGACGGAGACGUCGACUCGAUGGUCGCCGAAGCCGCGGGACUGAACGAUUGCCUCUCCAAAGCCGGAGGCGAAGUCUUCACCGACGAAGAGGUAGCUCAGCAAGCGCUGAAUGUAUUCUCGGCUCUGGAGAAGUCGUUCGAGCGUCGCAUCGACAUCUCUGCGCGGAAGAACCGUCAGGAUGAAGAAGUCGACGAAGACGACAUGUUGCGCCUGGAAGAAGAAGACCAGCAGGAGCAAACGUUGCGUUCGUCUCUCUUGGAGAUUGUGGGGACUUUGAUGGCGACGCACCCGAAGGAGUUUCUUCGCAGCAAAGCAAGCGAGGCAGCCGCAGCCUUCGUUCAGCAGUUCCUCAGAGAAGACGCGCCGGACGAGGACAAGAGCGUCGCUCUCUACGUCUGCGACGACAUUCUCCAGCACCUCAAGGAAGACGGCUUAUCUCUGUGGCCGCUGUUCAUGCCUCGCCUGAUUCAGUGUCUCCUGUCUUCCGACGCGCGCGUGCUACAAGCCGCGGCUUACGGCGUCCAGCAGGGCGCUUUGCUGCAGCAAGCCUUCCAGCCUUUUGUGCAAGAGGCAGCGAAGAACCUCCUCACUGCAGUCAACAGAAGUCAGAAAACCAAGAACAAAAUGGAGCAGGCCGCGACCGACAACACGGCAGCAGCUCUGGGAGAUUUGCUUCGUUGCUACGGAGGCUCGAUGCAUGAAGAAGAGCAGCGAGUGCUGCUGUCGGCUUGGCUGGGGAAUUUGCCACUGAAGCAAGAUGAAACGGAGGGUCUGCGCAUGCAUAAAUUCCUCAUGGAAGCCGUUCUCCAGAACAACGCGGUGGUCUUGGGACCGAACGCCAGCAACCUGCCGCGGCUGCUGCAGAUUCUGUGCGCAGUAUACCGCACCGAUUUCUCAGAUUCGGAUUUGAAUGAGGAAAUCAAGAAGCUUUUCGCUCAGAUCAACGCUUCCGGACAGCCUGCACCCCUGGCUGCGCUGUGUCAGAACUUCACUGCCAAGGAGCAGAAGAAACUCCAGAAAAUUCUCAAGUAAAGGACCUCAGAAACACCUGAGGGAAAUAGAGAGAAGAGCGACCGUGCGAGAGGAGAGACGCAGAGGAGAGAGACGGAGACGCAGAGACAGAGAGAAAGAGGAGCAGACGUGUAUGUAUCUUUGGAGAUGGCAGCUGCGGACGGAGACAUGUUCGGGAGAGAGGCUUUUUUCUUUUGAAGAGAGAAGAAGAGAAGAGAGCCAAGGCGGGAAGACACAAGAACAGGCGACUGGGGACGAAGCGCGGUUGCGCGGAGGAGGAAAAACGAGAAGCCUCAGGCGCAAACGCAGAAAAAAGAGAAAGUGGAGAGGAGAGGACCAGGAGGGAAAAGGUAGGAGGCUGAGAGAAAAGACGUUCAAAAUGGAGAGAUUUCGAGUCAAAAGGGGACAUCAGAAGCAGGACUGGCGCCUUUGUUUUGAAGAGGAACUUUAACUGGGACCGUCUUCCUGGAACUCUUCAGUCUUGUACUUCCGCCGCUUGGGUGACUUGCCUGUAACUGACAGACAACUCAGCGGCACAAGGUGACAAAGGCCUUUUCUAUCUGCACCAAGUCGCAGCUGACGGAAUUUUUCCUACAGAACAUUUUGAACUUUCUCUCGAAGGCAUUGGAAAAAGCUCCCCACCGUCGGAGUCCGAAUUCCAGCUCUCUCUUCACAAAUAUAUAAAAGCACAAGCGUCGUAGUCUGCAGAUUCAUGCAUGAAAAGUAUGUAGACACACGAGUCCAUCUCCAUCUUUGUGCAAUUAACUGCAUGCACUCGUCUAAUUCCAACAUCA